Nomia melanderi (Alkali bee) is the source of this 1771-nucleotide messenger RNA. RefSeq names its product methionine sulfoxide reductase A (gene MsrA). Gene Ontology annotation, molecular function: peptide-methionine (S)-S-oxide reductase activity. The record is from RefSeq and is a predicted model, not a curated record. NCBI's taxonomy places the organism in Eukaryota, Metazoa, Arthropoda, Insecta, Hymenoptera, Halictidae.
UUCUGUCACUUGAUCCUUCAGAAAAUCCAUGUUGUCUACGAAAUCAAAUUUAUUACAGUAUAAUGUUCACUUUCAUACUCAUUCAUUACAUUUCGAUCACUUAUUCACUUGCUUCGAACAUAAAAAAAUAACUGAACUAGGGAUGUGUUGAGUUUCCCUUGAAAUCGCGUUAUUCUAUUCGAGAUGAAAAAACGCAUUUUCUUUUAAAAAUGUUGACUAAAUGUUUUUUUAUAAAUUUCUAUCGAGAUUGAAUACACGUGCGAAAAGUAGGCGCUUAAUGUGUGCGGCAUCGCGUCGUUUUUUUCUAUAGAGUGAACCGCAUGAUAGGAUUAUUAUGAUUGUUCCCGUAAUUAAUGAUAUUCUAUUUAUGUAAGUUAUUUUAAACUUAUAAAUUUAUGUUUAAUGGUAUAAUUUUUUUGGUGAAAAUACAAAUCAUGUUAACGCGAAUGAAAAUAUAUUUGUUUGACUGUUGUGUUUGUGGGUAGUUUUUCAAAUACUUUUAAAUAUUUUAAUGAAGGAUUUUGUCAUCUACAUGACCACUACUCUAAUCAAUCCAGUAACUAAAAAAUAUUUUUGUCACGUGUCAGCAAAAUUAUUCGUAGUUGUUCGUAGAACCAAACAUUCUUUAUUAUAGCUUGUGUGGCAGUUAUAUGCUUUGUUAUGUGUUGAAGUGUUAAUGCAAUUGAAAGAACUGGGUGAACGUUCGUUGUUCAAGUCGACGAACAGCAUCUUAAACGCUUCGUAAGAUUGACAGUAUCUCUCAAUAAAUACAUCUCAAUUCUUCUCUAUUGUUGCUUUAAAUUCAAUGAUAAGUAUCUCUCUCUCUAUAUAUAUAUAUAUUAUGUAACGUCCAUAAAGUAGAAAAUCAAAUAUUUAUAAAGUAAGUUUUAAAACGAAAGUUUUCUAAUACGUUCGACGUUUAAUAAAUUAUUAUUAUUUCGUAUCAGAUAUCGAAGGCAAUUCCAGUGAUAAAGAAAGAUACGAGAAUUAUAAUAAAAGCAACACGUGCUUGUGAAAUUUUCCAAAACAAAAUUGUACGAGGGCCGAAUUUUCGAAGAGCUUAUUCAAAAAGAAAACGAUCAAGUCGAAUAAAAUGCCUGGCCAAUUAGAAGAGAUUCAAACGAAACGUGCAACUUUCGGAAUGGGCUGCUUCUGGGCAGGUGAUUGCCUCUUUGGAGUUCUACCAGGUGUGAUUAGAACCUGUGUAGGCUAUGCUGGUGGGCAAAAAGAAUUUCCAACCUAUAGAAAUUUAGGUGACCACACAGAAGUCGUUGAUAUCGAGUAUAAUCCCGAUGUAAUAUCGUAUUCGCAGUUACUCUCACUCUUCUGGGAGAACCACGAAUACGGACUUACUAAAAAAAUCAAGAGGCAGUACAUGUCGCUGAUUUUGUAUCACGACGAUGAACAGAAAUUGCUGGCCGAGAAGUCGCGAGAACAAGAACAACGGAAACGAACGGACCUAAUUCUUACCGAAGUUAGAAAAUUUGAAAAAUUCUACUCCGCCGAAGACUAUCAUCAAAAGUAUCGACUUAGAAAUCAUCCAUGGUUAAUCGAAACUACCGGUCUCACUAGCGAUGAAACUCUUAAAACUUCUCCUUUGGCUGCAAAAUUGAAUGGUUACUUAGCUGGCGCCGGAACAAUCGAACAAUUUGAAAAAGAAUUGCCAAAGCUUGGCUUGAGCGAAAAAGCAUCUCGUUAUUUGCAAAAGUAUGUGAUCGAAAAUCAAGGAAAUGGUUUAUACUGCUAGCUAAAAUUAGAGGUGCGUUAAUUU